Colletotrichum abscissum is the source of this 534-nucleotide messenger RNA. RefSeq lists its product as uncharacterized. NCBI's taxonomy places the organism in Eukaryota, Fungi, Ascomycota, Sordariomycetes, Glomerellales, Glomerellaceae. The record is from RefSeq and is a predicted model, not a curated record. The transcript has a single exon. Bases 1 to 534 code for a protein of 177 amino acids.
AUGUUUAGUAACAGUAUUCCUAACCUUCUCGCCUAUUGUCUCACCCUUUAUUUGUCCGUUGUGAGCGCGCAAAUUGCGACUUUAGACCAGUUCUUCAAUAGAACGACCUUCCCAAACGGAAAAGCCGAGAACGUUACCAUAUACCUGAACGAAGCCGUUGAUCUCGCCAAGACCUGGUCUCUCUAUCAGUACUUCCAGGAUUUCUGCAUCACUCAGCAGGUGUACCCUUCACUAUUCCGAUUUCCCGCCGGGUUUGUCGAGCCGUUCUCACCAUUUGACCGGCUCAACUUUGUCGGUCACAACUUCGUGUCUGCCUGGGCAUAUGAUACCGGCGACGGUAUCGUUCUGAUCGAUGCUCUCGACAAGCCGGAAGAAAUCAAUGCCAUACUGAUCCCCGGCCUUCAGAAGUUCGGCUUCAAGAGGUCUGAUAUCAAACACUGCAUUAUCACCCGUGAGCAUGUCGACCAUGACGGUGGCGCCAAAUAUCUCAAAGACACCUUUAACACCACACUUUGGGCUUCCGAGGCUGCCUAG